Styela clava is the source of this 1862-nucleotide messenger RNA. The record is from RefSeq and is a predicted model, not a curated record. NCBI's taxonomy places the organism in Eukaryota, Metazoa, Chordata, Ascidiacea, Stolidobranchia, Styelidae.
AUGACUGACGUCAUCAAUGCAACUUUUGAAAUUAAUCCGGGUUUGAACACUUUCUAUAUCGGGGGAAACGACAUAGAUACCGAAGGCGAUUGGAAAUGGCAAGAUGGUACUGAUGUGAUAAUGAGAGGAGAAGAGGGAUAUCAAAACUGGAAAGCUAAUCAACCAAAUGGCGAGACCACAGGUAAUACUGCUGUUGAAAAUUGUCUUGUAGUUGGAAGAGAAGUGUAUAACUGGGUUGAUAUAUCUUGUGAUGAAAACUUCUACUACAUUUGCCAGAAAGAGUUUCAAGGUCCUUUCGUGGAAAUACUAACCCCCAAGGAAAACCAGAGAAUGUGUACUGCAACAGACUGUAGCACUGCAACUCAAUUUGAGUGGUACAAAGCAUCUAACAAAGUAUCAACCGCAACUACAAGUGGAGUUUAUCAAACAAUACAAACUGGAUCAGCAACAUUGAAUCUUCAAAACGCAAAUAUUGCAGAUGCGGGAUCCUAUAGUUGUCGUUAUCGACUUGGUAAAUUGUGGAAAACUACAAAUGAAUCAUAUGAAAUGGCUGGAAAUCCCACAAUCCAUGAAAUAUUAAAUAGCAGUUGCAACUCUGACUUGAUAAUCUCACGGCAACCACAUACAAAUGCUCUUGGAUUCACGCACAAAAUAGAAGUAAGUCCGACCUCGGGGGGAUCAACAAGAUGGGUGGAUUCACCAACAUCUGAGAAACAGUCAACAACAAUAAUCAGUUUGUUGCCUACCACAACCUAUCAAAUCAAAGUUACUGCAUGUGUAACAAAAGAAUAUUGCACAACCAAUUAUUCUACCACCCGAAAGGCCAGAACAAGUGGAGCAUCGUUAUCUGUGGAAUCACCAUUCAUUAUACAGUACAAGAAUACGCAAACUUGCGUCAUCUCUUGGACAUUAUCUAACAAGAUGGAGACUGGUGAUUCAUAUACCGUGGAAUUGAAUCUGACUUCUGCUCCGGUUUCUUCGCAAGAUGCAAACUCGAAUAUAGACAUGAAGCUCAUAGACGUGACGUCAUCAUCCGCGUAUUCAUUUCAACCAGAACCAAAUCGUAACUAUUCGGCAUCUAUAAAAAUAUUUAAUUGCGUUUGGCCUGUUGAAGGUUCUUGUGUGGGAAAUCCAAGAGAAAACAAAUCGUUUGAGUUCAAUAUCUUCAGCUUUGUGAUCGGUUUUCUCAUUCCUUUGAUCUUCUACGUAGUCUUUGCCCUAAUCAUAUACAAAUUGAUGAGUAAGAUAAAGAAUUUGGGGAAAAUUGCAGAAGCGAAAGAACAGAAUUACGAAACUAUACAAGAAAAAGCAACUUCUUCCAAUGACCCAGUUUCUCAACCAUCAUAUUCGAACGUGCUAGAAGGAACUGCCGGUUACGAACAAGCUAUUUCUACAACAACUUUCCGGACCCAAGUGGAAUCAGCUUAUGAAAAUUACAACAUCUAACGAACUUCAGAUAUACAGUAUCUUCACAAAACGGAAGCAAACAUGUUGAAGUUUAUAAAACACUCUGUAAACUUGUAACAUACAAUCAUGUUGGUCUCGAUCGACAUUUCUAUGUUACAGUCGGACCAAGCAAUUAUCUAUCUCUAUCCACUUACUCACUUAGAUUGUAAUGGGCUCUUUAUGCUAUGUCGUAAACAUGUAUUGUCAUACAUUAUUAAGAACGACUCAUUUAGUUUUGUUAGGUCUACAAUUCUUCUAUUAUACUGCAAUAAUGAAAAUCAAAAAGCUUCACUUAAAAAAAUUCACCAAUUUUUUAUUAAUCGUUGUAACCCUAACAACUAACUUGUGUUAUUUGUGUUUUCGUCUUCAAUGGUGAGAAAAACUUUUCAAUAGUUAACUACAAAAUAUACGAUGAG